AUGUCCAUUAUCGCACACUUUGUGAGUGCCGAUCUACUACUGUAUCUCACAACAUGUAUCAUGUUUUUUAUCUACUGGUGGAACAGCUCCAAAAAGUCUGCAGAAAAAAUGCCUCCUGGUCCUUCACCGCUUCCUGUGAUUGGAAAUCUCAACCUGAUAGAUCUGACAAAACCGUACCAGUCUCUGAUGAAGCUGUCGCAGAGGUAUGGAGACGUUUUUACGGUACACUUUGGGCCAAAGAAGAUUGUGGUGGUUGCCGGGUAUAAAGCUGUAAAGGAUGCUCUUGUUUCUCAAGCAGAUGAUUUUGGAGAAAGAGCAGAUAUUCCAAUAUUUACAAAAAUGACCAAAGGAAAUGGUAUUGUUUUCAGUCAUGGUGAAUCAUGGAAGCUCAUGAGAAGAUUUGCGUUGUCUACACUACGAGAUUUUGGAAUGGGGAAGAAGACAGUAGAGUGUAGAAUUCAAGAUGAGUUAGAUCCUCUCAUCAAGUAUUUCCAGUCCCAAAAAGGAAAACCAUUUGAUGUAAAGAUUAUACUGAACAGUGCUGUGUCCAAUGUCAUUUGUUCCAUUAUAUUUGGAAAAAGGUUUGAGUACGAGGAUGAAACCUUUCUGACACUGAUCAAAGUACUGAAUGAAAACGCUAAACUGCUUGGCACCCCAAAACUCCUGCUGGCAAAAAAAUACGGGAAUUUCUUCACAUUCCAUAUGGGUCAAACAAAAGUAGUGGUGCUGGUUGGAUAUGAUGCUGUUAAAGAGGCUUUAGUGAACUCAAACUAUGAGUUUGGAAAUAGAGGGGUGAUACCUAUCGCUGAUAUAUUCCAGCAUGGCCAAGGAGUAAUUUUUUCUAAUGGGGAGGUCUGGAAGGUGACACGAAGAUUUACCCUGUCUAUUCUACGAGAUCUUGGUAUGGGGAAACGAUCUGUUGAGGGUAGGAUUAUUGAAGAGCUGCAGUUUCUAAGCGAGUUCAUCCAGUCUUUCAAUGGUGAACCCUUCCAGAAAAACGUGUUUAAUAACGCCCCUCCGAACAUCAUCUAUAGAAUAUUAUUCGGAAGACGUUUUGAUUACAGUAAUACAACAUUCAAGAAGAUGGUGGAAUUGCUUGACGACAUUGUCAUUCUCACCGGUUCUACGCCUGCUGUGUUUUAUAAUGUUUUCCCAAUUCUGAAGCAUGUGCUGAAAUCGCCCAACCUUGUUUUAAAGAAAAUUGCUGAACUCAAUGUGAUUUUGAAGGAACAUUUCAAUGAAGCGAAAAGCUCAAUGAGUGAAAAUGAUUGGUCAACGUAUGUAGAAGCCUUCAUGCAGAAAGGUCUCAAUGAAAACAAAACAGAAGAAAAUAGGAACAUUUUUAAUGAGAAGAACCUUCUGGCCUCCAUGUUCGAUCUCAUGCUGGGAGGUACAGAGACUACAUCGACUACUUUACAGUGGGGGUUCCUUCUCAUGAUGAAAUACCCUCAUAUACAAAAAAAAAUUCAAGAUGAAAUAGACAAUGUGAUCGGAACUGAGCGCCUUCCACAGUGGGAUGACCAGAAGAAUCUGCAAUACUGUUUGGCAGCGGUACAUGAAGUUCAACGAUUUGGCAACAUUCUUCAAACCCUGGCCCAUUCCACAUUAACAGACACCCACUUCAGAGGUUAUUUCAUCCCAAAGGGAACACAAGUUAUCCCACUCUUCACAUCGGUUCUUUAUGAUGAAACUCAAUGGGAGACACCAUACGAGUUCAAUCCAAAUCAUUUUCUCGACUCCAAUGGAAAGUUUUUGAAGAAAGAUGCAUUCUUCGCUUUCUCCAAAGGACGGCGGGUCUGUGCUGGAGAGAGCUUGGCCAGAAUGGAACUCUUCAUAUUCUUUACCGGUUUGCUCCAGAAGUUCACGUUCCACCCUCCACCCGGAGUAGACAAGUCUGAUUUGGACCUUACUGCAGACACAUUUUUUACCAUGAGACCAAAGCAUUAUAAAAUUUGUGCCACACUGAGACAAUAGUUAAGACAAAAGAAAAGAAAAAUCCUUUGUCUUAUUGAUAUGCAACUAUCUGCACUUAUUUAACCCCUUAACCCCUUAAGGACACAUGACAUGUGUGACAUGUCAUGAUUCCCUUUUAUUCCAGAAGUUUGGUCCUUAAGGGGUUAAGGACACAUGACAUGUGUGACAUGUCCUGAUUCCCUUUUAUUCCAGAAGUUUGGUCCUUAAGGGGUUAAAGGUUCACUAAAGUCACCCUGGCCACUUUAUCUCAACGAAAUGGCCUGAGUGCAGUGGUCCUGUCAAUUUAACCCUUCAUGGUAAAACAUUGCAGCAUUGCAAAUACGUUAAUAUUUCCCACCUCUCUCCUCAUCCCCAACCCUGACUCAUUUCCCUUUGCCGGGAGCCGCUCGGCCGGUGCCCGGUGCACCUCCAGGAGGCGCCUUACGGGAUAACAACAUGAUCCAUUUAUGUAAAAAUACUCUCAGAUGACGGACCAUAACUAUGACGGCUCCCCUGAAUACGGCUCCAGGUUUAGGGGCUGAUAUGUUUUAUAUGAAUAUUGUUACUGGAUUCUUAUUAGCUAUUUCUCUGCGUAUGAAAACGUUUUAUAUACACAUGUUGCAUCAAUAAAGAUCUAUUUCAAACAAAAACGUCAAUGUUUAUCCCUGAAGGAUUAACUCACCAGUCAGUUUAACAGCCAUUGGAGGUGUUUCCACCGCACAGACUGAGUAAAACCUGGUCACGUGAUGCAGAAGCCCCCCACAGGAAAUAACGGAUUCAAUGCUUAGCUAUGGAAAAGCUUGAAUGUGCAUGCAUGCACAUUAGGUUUCCAAUGCUCCUCUAUAAGGAGCUUAGGAUUGGAUCAUGUCGUAGGAGGCCAUACCUUCACGAUGACAUUGUGGGAGGUGGAGAGGUGAGCAGCACUAAUGCAGCCUUGGCACUGGAACAAUGUAUGUAAAAAGCUGUAUUGUAUUAUUUUUCAUGUGACCCACUGGUUUGUAU
Molecule: messenger RNA, 2955 nt
Organism: Pelobates fuscus (common spadefoot toad)
Lineage: Eukaryota; Metazoa; Chordata; Amphibia; Anura; Pelobatidae
Product: cytochrome P450 2K6-like
Exons: 12
Coding region: 1-1974 (657 amino acids)
Biological process (GO): xenobiotic metabolic process
Cellular component (GO): intracellular membrane-bounded organelle; cytoplasm
Molecular function (GO): oxidoreductase activity, acting on paired donors, with incorporation or reduction of molecular oxygen, reduced flavin or flavoprotein as one donor, and incorporation of one atom of oxygen; heme binding; iron ion binding
Source: RefSeq, a predicted model, not a curated record